Molecule: messenger RNA, 5708 nt
Organism: Nerophis lumbriciformis (worm pipefish)
Lineage: Eukaryota; Metazoa; Chordata; Actinopteri; Syngnathiformes; Syngnathidae
Biological process (GO): leukocyte chemotaxis; induction of positive chemotaxis
Molecular function (GO): CD4 receptor binding; cytokine activity
Source: RefSeq, a predicted model, not a curated record
ACAGCAGCAAGGGAAAAAAUGGUCUGCAGCUUGACUUGAGUUUUCUUGUACAUGUCAACCUAACGGCGCACAUUGAUCCCCGCUGGUAUUUCCGGGUCUACUUGAGAUCUUUUGCGUGUCUGUUCCCAAUUAAAGGAGCUCUGUCAUUAUGUAUUUGGAUACCCGCUCAACGUCCCAUGCUUAGACUCAGGUUAGUUAGCCCGAGGUGUGCUGAAAUCGAAUAUGUUUUUAUUUCCGGCGAUACAGGCACAAGCAAGUGAAGCUGAAGUGAAUUUCCCAUGAUAUUAUUUGAUGUAGGCUGAGCUGGUUUAUUAGAGUGCAUGUGUGUAGUCAUUGGGCUGUUUUAAAGGGCUACACAUUGAUCCUAGAAAAGGAAUGUUACACUGUGAGAUGAGGAAAAGUGGGACAAACAACAACAGAAGGGGGAGGAGAGAGAGAGAGACAGACAAAGAGAGAGACAGACAAAGAGAGAGAGAGAGAGAGAGAGAGAGAGAGAGAGAGAGAGAGGACAAGAAGAUAGACCAGUGUGGCCGGUUUGUGUCACUGUACACAUCCCAUCAUGCAAUGCUAAGAGAUAGAAAAAAAGGGAGCAUGGAUAAGGACUUGAUGUCAUUACACUUCAGAUCGCAGCCUUCAUUAUGAAGCCUCAGCAACACUAUAAUCUAACAAAGGUUUCACUGAGUUGUUGACUACCUCUGGCUGUGGAAGGCUGAUACCUGCACUGCACACCGAGACUGAUUGUGUCACAUUUUGACGUCCCUCGCUGGAUUGCAGCUGAGCAUUGGGAGCUCAUCGUUUAAGCCUUGCCGGGGAAUUAAAGACUUCCAAGGAUAGAGCAACAUAACAAUGAAUACUUUUGGACAACCACUCAUUAAUACACGAUGGGCAUCAAUCUAAUGUUGGCAACUGCUGCUGUCCCAUCCCUUGGAAUUGUAUAAAUAAACCCAGUGCAGUCAUCAAUUUACUUUUUAGGGAUUUGGCUCUUGACAAGUGCUCAUUAACUUUGUUUAUGCUCUGACAAUGGAUGUGUCUCUACUCCCCACUCCAGUGACUGAGUACACCAAUUCAAGGGGUUUAGCGUGCUUCACUGUGAGUUCUGCCAACUCUCCCUCUAACAGUCUUACUCGCAGGCCAGGUGUUAGGCGAGACCGAGCUUCUUCCGCUGAGGUGGUGGCCAGAGCUGAGGACAUUGAAGAACGAGGGAAGCAAACUGGAUUAAUUGGAUCAAGCAAGAGAGGCAGAUUGAUCGACGACCAGGAUCUGAGGACAGAUUUGAUAUCUGAUUUCCAAACCAAGACCUCGAGUGGAAUCAAUGGCAAAAGUCGGAACGAAGAAAAUGAACUAUCUGGAAGCAUAGUGUCUUCCAGUCUGACUCACAAUGACACAAUAGACAAGAAAGCCACAGACUUUGGCAUAAACAGAAGUCGUAACUAUAACCCUACAUCCGAGAGUGAGACUAGAACAGACUGGAGAAAGAGCAACCUGACAAGUAGAAGCAGGAGUGUCGAUUGGAGGUCAGGAGCAAGAAGUCCUGAUCGGGGCACGCAACGACAUGAUGUAUCAGAAUGGUCAAGUGAAGAAAACAAACUGAAGGAGAGUGACACUAUAGGCCUUAAAGGUCGAUCCAUGUCUUCAUUCAGGGCUUCUGCAGGGGGUUCUCAAGGCAGAAGUAUCCCUAGAAAUUAUUUGGAGCAAACUUCAGAAGCAAUGGAUGGAGAGAACUCCUUCCCUUUAAAGCUAAAGUCUUCCCCUGAAGCUAUCUGUGAAAGAGAGGCAGGUUCUAUUGGGACUAUAAGAGGCCAGAGUAUAUUAGAACGGAUUGAGAAGCUCUAUGGCUCAUCAAAAAGUGACGAUUUGAGCAAAUUUAGGACUUUUGUUUCCUCAGAGAAAGACCGAUGUGAUGGAAAGGGUGUCUUGAAAGUUUUGCCAAGUUCUUGUGACGAGGAAAAAGGAGGAACUUUUCCCAGGCGUGGCUCUGCUGUUGAGAAAAGCUACUAUAGUCCAGUGGACACAAAUGGAUCAUACACUGGGACACAUUUAGACACCAAUGUUCCAGGUUUUAACAGUUCACCAGGCCCAAAAACCUGGGCGAAAUUACCAGUGGGACACUGGCAAGAACGAAUCUAUGGGAGGUAUUCGGACGUAGGUGGAGUUAGCGGGGUUACAGGAUCCAUGGAAACAAUGUCUCUGGAUAGAGCAAGGAGCAGAAACACCAUAGCUAAUCAGAUUAGAAUGGCUCAGACUGCUCAGUCAAACACUUUAUUAGAGCAGACAUCUCCAAGCAGAGUGGGAAGUGGAAGCAUAGAUCUUGGAAGGGAAAGUUGGCAAAGAGAAAAGACUGAAACUAGCAGAAUAAAUAGGACACAGAGAAGAUUUACACAAGAAAAGGGAAAUGUGACAGGAGAGGCUGAUUUAAAAGGAAGUUAUGAAGAUGAGUUUGGGUCACUUCGACAAAACUUUAGAGAAAACACACUGGGGUACACGGGAACUUCGGAGACACUGUCCCCAUUAGUGAGUGUGAGAAACAAGAUUAAUCAGUUUGAGGCUCUGACACAAAGAUCUCAGGGUUUUGUAAAGGACCAAGGUGCCUUGCCCAGACGUGCCCUUUCUGUGCCAACUCGACUCAACAGCGACCAUGAUGGCUUGAAGAGCGAGUCAACAAUUGGUAGUCACCAUUUUGGGCAGCGGGAGAAGGGUAGGAAAGCAGAGGAGAAAUUAGGUGAAGGUCAACUGAUAAGUCAGUCGCAAAGGUCUUGGUCAGUGGAUGACAGUGAAAAAUGGGUACGAGAUGAUUUAGCAAAGAAAGAAUGGACAACUAUAGAUCGUGUUAACAAAUACACAGUCAGAAAUUUUAGUGAAUAUUCCAGGUUGAAUAAUACACCAAAAUCCCACCAAAAAGAAGAUCCUCUACAUUCUACAAACUUACACUUAGACGAACCGGAUUUGUGUAAAGUCUCAAGCGACAAAGACUGGAGAAGCACCAAUACAGAGUUACCAAAUGACCCUGAACCACGCCCGUAUGCUGAGCUCUCAGGUAUAAAAAAUGUGAAACCUACCCUGAUUUUAUUAGCAGUUACUGAUGAUGACAAGACUCCGACAAACACCCCAAACCACUCGCCUCUAUGCUCUCCAGUCUCAUUACUAACCAACACUCCUCUACUUGUACCUACUGAAAAAGAAAAUCGCCGAGGCCCUUCAACCACCAUGCGUCCCCUUGCCGCCUCCUCUCGCAGCAACCUUGCAGAUCUCAUGUUUCCAGAUGUCACUGAUGUUGACGCAAAAGGAAAGAAGGUGUUGGACCUGGAUGCUUGGGUGGCAGGCUGGAAGGCUUGGCGGAACGAUGAUGACGACGAUGCAAGCACACAGAAAGAUGACAAUUCAAACUACGAUUCAGACUCUGGAGAGUCCUCGGUAACCAUAACCAGCCACAUGAGCCUGUCAGACCGCAGGAGCUUCUCCGUCAGUCUCGCAGAACUGUGUUACUUUACCGGAACUGACUACGAAUCAGAGAACGACGACGAGUGGCCAGGGGCAGUGGGCAAUAGGUCGACAUCACUGAGAUCUGACAUGUCAGCACUAUCAUACGUGUCUGUGAUGCCCAGCGAGGAGCUCGACAAGCUCCUGGAGGAAGUCAAGGGCCUGGGGAACAGCACCGUGCAGGAUGACAUUAAUGUUGUGGUUCUCCACAAGGAGAUUGCUGUCGGGCUGGGAUUUAGUAUUGCAGGAGGCGUCGACCAAAACAAACCAGUCACUGUCCACAAAGUGUUCCCCACUGGUGUGGCAGCACAAGAAGGCUCGAUUGGAGAAGGGGACCAGGUCUUGUCAAUCAAUGGCACUGCGCUGGGGGGCCACACUCAUUGGGAGGCUCUGAGGGUCCUGAGACGAGCCAAGACUCGUGAGAUGGGAGUGGUGGUCCUGAAGAGGAGGGGCGUCAGCAUCUUGAAGGGGGAAGAAGGUCAGACUGAGGAAGCAGCGCCAACUCAGAUCCCAGACUCAGGUCAGGCUGUUGAAGUGUGUCUGGAGAAGAAAAGCAGGGAUCUGGGCUUCAGUUUAGAGGGAGGUGCUGAUCUGGGAGACAAACCACUCACCAUACAGAAGAUCUUCCAAGGCGGUCCAGUGGACAAGAUAUGUCCUGGUGAUGAGGUGAUGGAGAUCCAAGGUGUGAGCACGGUAGGAAUGAGGCGCCUCGAGGCCUGGACUUUGAUCCGAGGACUUCCUCCUGGACCUGUAGAUAUGGUAAUACGCCGGCCUUGUAAAGCUCCGGAACCGUAGGGAUUGUGGAAGCAAAUCUGAUCUGGACUUUUAAAAACAACAACAAAUACGCCACUUAGUCAUAUGUUUUUAACAAAGCUAUUUACAUAAGAAGCACAAGCCGGAUUUUAUCAAGGUAUGAAUUUUACUUCAAGCAUAUUUAAAGUUGUUUAACAGAUGCAGCUACCUCAAAGCCAUAUAUGAACGAAGAGCAACAUUGUGUAAUGUACUGUGAAUAGAUGCUAACAGAAUUUAUAUUGCUUUUUAAUAAAGCUGAACUCAAAUGGGUGCCCUUUGGUUUUACUUCCUGCAGAUGACAGCAGAGUGCUGUGUAUAUGCUGCAAAUAUAGACCAGAGUCUGUAUAAAGAGAGUAUGGCCAACUUGGUUUCAGGUGGUCUCCUCAGUGAUUGGUCAAAAGACACUCACGUGACUGCAGGGCGCCAUGACUGUUACCAACUUUGGGCUGAUGCUAUGUGAGCUAAUACAAAUAACAAGAAAUUAACACAUUAAAGAGAUGGUUUGACGAAAACAGACUAUCAUCGAAUCUCAGUAAAACUAAGAUAAUGCUAUUCGGGAACAGCAAAAAAGAAAGUCGAACACAAAAACAAGUUGACGUUAAAAGAGUAAAAGAGACCACAUUUUGGGUGAAUAAUAGAUGAUAGUGGAUCAAUAGUUUGUCUAAGUCUCAACGUACAGGAAAAGCACAAGUGAUUACAAACAAAAUAUUGGCUGCAGCCACCACCUUUUACAUACUUCACACAAAAGUCAUUAUUUUUCUGGGAUUGUUGGUCCAAAGCUAAUGAAGAUUUUAGCAAAAUGAGGAUAAUAAGAUAUUUUGGUAACACUUUAGUAUGGAGAACAUAUUCACCAUUAAUUAGUUGCUUAUUACAGUAACAAAGACUUAAUUUAGAGUUAUUUGGACACUAGGGGAACAUAUAAGGGUUAGGGUUAGGGUUACAAAUAAGCAAUAAUUCUGAGGUUAUUGAGGGAAGACACUUAGUUAAUGGCUUACUGGUUGUAUAAUACGGCCAUGCAGAAUAAGGCAUUAAUAAAUACUUAAUAAUGACUAAUUAAGACCCAAUAUGUUACUAAUUUGCAUGUUAAUAAGCAACUAAUUAAUGGUGAAUAUGUGUUCCCCAUACUACAGUGUUACCGAUAUUUUUUGGGUCGUGUAUUUUUUACCUUCUGCGUGUUAGAGAGACUGCUUGCUGGUCACUAAACACUGCAUGAAUGUAGCAGCAGAGUGCGUCAACAACUUUUGUUAUGAGCUGGCGUAUGUUUAGAACUGUAUUUAGACAUAUUAUUUUUAUUUAUUUUGUCAGAAAAACUAAUGUCAAAACGAUAGCAAUUGCAUGCACCCGGGCACAGCCACAUGCGUCCGUAGUAGCAGAAAUGGCGACUGUUGUUUAGUUGGCUUACACAACUCUGGUCUAUAUUUGCAGUUCCCUGAGUAUAA